Messenger RNA from Vigna umbellata (rice bean), 1297 nucleotides. RefSeq names its product Haloacid dehalogenase-like hydrolase (HAD) superfamily protein. NCBI's taxonomy places the organism in Eukaryota, Viridiplantae, Streptophyta, Magnoliopsida, Fabales, Fabaceae. The record is from RefSeq and is a predicted model, not a curated record.
AUGAUUUUCCUGUGUGCAUACAUAACCAUCCUCUUGUUUGAAAAGGAGGAAACGGCAUCACCACCGCUCAAGCUUCUUUCUAUUUUGUUUUCCCAUCAAUAAAAACCAUAUGAAACCGUGCACAACCUUUCUCAUGAUAGUGUAGCUGGGCCAUCUUCUGCAGCAUUUAUGAUUCAGACGCAAAGUUCCUAACUUUACAGUUUUCUGAGUUUCUGGCUUAUCACUUUUGAAGAAGUUCUCUACUUUACCGGAUUAGGUUCAGUGUAAUUUAUAUUGGUAUUGUUGUAUCAGAAAUUCUUCUGAACAAUCCCGUAACAAAACAUGACAUUGUUGGCUAAGCUACGCUGUGUCACUAUAGAUGUUACCGGUACCCUGAUGGCUUACAAAGGGGAGCUUGGUGACUAUUAUUGCAUGGCAGCCAAAGCUGCAGGCCAGCCUUGCCCAGACUACAAACGUAUGCACGAGGGCUUUAAGCUUGCAUAUAAGGACAUGGCAAAGAACUAUCCCUGUUUUGGGUAUGCAGCCAAAAUGUCAAACAUUGUAUGGUGGAAAACCUGUGUGCGAGAUUCUUUUGUCAAGGCUGGAUAUGUUUAUGAUGAGGAGACAUUUGAGAAAAUAUUCAGACGCAUAUAUGCAUCCUUUGGUUCGUCUGCCCCAUAUUCUGUCUUUCCAGACUCUCAACCAUUUCUUAGAUGGCUUCGUGAACAGGGUCUCAAAGUUGGUAUUGUGAGCAAUGCUGAGUAUCGCUAUCAAGAUGUGAUUCUUCCAGCUUUGGGAUUAAACGAGGGAUCUGAGUGGGACUUUGGUGUGUUUUCUGGUCUUGAAGGCGUUGAGAAACCAAACCCAAAAAUUUAUGAGAUUGCACUUGAAAGGGCUGGAAACAUUCCACCUGAACAAACUUUGCAUAUUGGAGACAGCAUACGCAAAGACUAUGAGCCAGCUAAGAGCAUAGGGAUGCAUGCACUAUUGGUGGACAGAUUUAAGACUCCAGAAGCUGAGGAAUGGCGGAAGUCUGGGGCAGUUGUUCUCCCUGAUCUAUUUACAGUACAAGAAUGGCUUUCUUCAACUGAGUCAGAUUACUAGAGAGGCUCUAACGUUUUUGAACUAGUAUUUCUGUUAUCACCCCCUUCCCUAAUGAUAUUACUAUUUACUUUCUCUUGUGACAUUCAACCAAAUGCAUGUGGCUGAAUAUUUCUCUAUAGAGGCAUGCUUGAGAAUCUAAAGGCUAAGAGUUAGAUGUAGCUCAAACUCAAACGUAACUCUGCUAUACGAUAUAUUUAUAUGUUACAUUCUCUUC